UUGUUUCUGUCUGCAUGCACCGUCAUCCACUUACCCUGCCCUACAAUAUCUUCUAUAUAUUGCAUAGUUCUUCUUCACAACUCACCACACAACACAAAGUGCUAGCUUCACAAUCCAUAUGGCUCCCCAUUCCCAUUUCUUUGCUGCACUCUCCAUUCUUCUUUCUCUCCUAGCCUGUUCUGCUAAUGCACAACUUACUCCCACCUUCUAUGACAGAUCUUGUCCCAAGCUUCAAACCAUUGUGCGCAAUGCAAUGGUCCAAACUAUCAAAAAAGAAGCUAGGAUGGGAGCCUCUAUCCUUCGCCUGUUCUUCCAUGACUGCUUUGUAAAUGGUUGUGAUGGAUCAAUCUUAUUGGAUGACAUUGGUACUACCUUUGUGGGAGAAAAGAAUGCAGCACCAAAUAAAAAUUCAGCUAGGGGCUUUGAAGUGAUUGACACCAUUAAAACCAACGUAGAAGCUUCUUGCAACAAUACUGUCUCAUGUGCAGAUAUUCUAGCACUUGCCACAAGAGAUGGAAUAAAUCUGCUUGGAGGACCAACAUGGCAAGUACCACUUGGCCGAAGAGAUGCAAGAACAGCAAGCCAGAGAAAAGCCAACACUGAAAUCCCUUCACCAUCCUCCGACCUCUCCACCCUCAUCUCCAUGUUCAGCGCCAAGGGUCUAUCAGCCCGUGACCUCACCGUGCUCUCCGGUGGCCACACCAUAGGCCAAGCAGAAUGCCAGUUUUUCCGAUCACGUGUCAACAACGAGACCAACAUUGAUGCCGCCUUCGCAGCCUCCAGAAAAACCAACUGCCCUGCCUCCGGCGGCGGAGACACCAAUUUAGCCCCUCUUGAGACCCUCACGCCGACCAAAUUCGAGAACAACUACUACCGAGACCUCGUGGCUCGCAAAGGACUUCUCCACUCUGAUCAGGUGCUUUUCAAUGGUGGAUCUCAGGAUGCUCUGGUUAAGAGUUAUGCUGCCAAUAAUGCUGCUUUUUUUAGAGAUUUUGCUGCUGCUAUGGUGAAGAUGAGUAAAAUUAGUCCUCUCACUGGGACUAAUGGAGAAAUCAGAAAGAAUUGCAGGGUUGUCAAUUAAUUAAAAAGAAUUGCAGGGGAAAAUCAGCAAUUGAAUAAAUUGUGGAUGAUGAUUGAUGAGAGAUUUGAGUAUAGGGUCUAAUUCAUGAACCUUGACUAGAUCUUGGACACAUUGGCAGUAGUGUAGUUUUGUUUUAUGCCUUUAAUUUAUUUCCUUUGGUUACACUUUUGGCACAUUUUCCUUUGACAAUUUGAAAAAUGUAUCUGAGCAAGCUGCUACAACCUACAUGUGUUGUGGAGCCUGUCUUCCAAUGAAUGAAUCAAAGCAAUUCAAAA
Molecule: messenger RNA, 1356 nt
Organism: Lotus japonicus
Lineage: Eukaryota; Viridiplantae; Streptophyta; Magnoliopsida; Fabales; Fabaceae
Product: peroxidase P7-like
Exons: 3
Coding region: 119-1081 (320 amino acids)
Biological process (GO): response to oxidative stress; hydrogen peroxide catabolic process
Molecular function (GO): peroxidase activity; heme binding
Source: RefSeq, a predicted model, not a curated record